CCAUUUCCGGGAGUUGUCAAACAACGUGACUUAUUAUCAAACGCCACGCCCCUCUUACUACAUAACAGCUUUAUUAUGCUUAUGAAACCGAGUGGGGAUGUUUAGGCACGUUCUGUAUAAUUCACCAUUCAUCAGUUUAUACUUUGUCACUAAACAUGUCGAUGUACAGGAAUGCUGUCUGGUUGGUUAAAGGUCUUCAGGAGUACACAAAGAGUGGUUACGAAGCAGCAGCAAAGCAUUUUACCCCCGGGGAUCUAGAUGUGAAGGUUAGCGGGCGGUCAUUUGUGAUAACCGGGGCCAAUAGUGGGAUAGGUAAAAGAGCUGCUUUGGAGAUAGCAAACAGAGGCGGAACAGUUCACAUGGUGUGUCGUAACAAGGAGCGGGCAGAAGCAGCAAAGAAUGAGAUCAUUGAUCAGAGUAAAAAUCAGAAUGUACACGUACACAUAGUGGAUAUGUCCAGUGCUCUGCAAGUAUGGAAGUUUGCCCAGAACUUCAGCCAAGAAAACAGCGUAAAUGUGCUGAUCAACAAUGCAGGAUGCAUGGUGAACCAGCGUGAGUUGACAGACGAGGGCUUAGAGAAGAAUUUUGCCACUAAUGCACUAGGUACCUACAUCCUGACUACGGCGUUGAUUCCUGCACUGAAGAAGGCUGAGAAUCCCAGAGUGAUCACUGUGUCGUCUGGAGGAAUGCUGGUUCAAAAGCUGAACUUGGAUGAUCUUCAGUUUGAGAAGGGAACGUUCGACGGCACUAUGGCCUACGCCCAGAAUAAAAGACAGCAGGUGAUCCUGACAGAGAGAUGGGCAUCUCAACACAAAGAGAUCCACUUCUCCUCUAUGCACCCGGGCUGGGCUGACACACCAGCCGUCCAGUUGUCCAUGCCCGACUUCCACGCCAAGAUGCAGAACAAACUACGGACUGAAGCCAUGGGGGCGGACACCAUAGUGUGGCUCGCCGUCUCCGGGGCCUCCGGACAGCAGCCCAGCGGCCUCUUCUUCCAGGACCGUAAAGCCGUAGCCACGCACCUUCCCCUGGCCUGCUCACGGUGCACCCCACAGGAGGAAGAGAAGCUGCAGGCCACACUGGAGCAGCUCAGCAACAAGUUCAAACCCUGACCGUUCAGUCAGGGUUGGACGUUUACGUAGCAAGAACUCCCAUUACAGCCAUUACAGUAUGACCUGAUGAACAAUAAUUAAUAGAAUGGAGUGGCCAAUAGGACUUAUUAUGAUAAGCUAAAUGUAUUCCAUGCUUCCAACACCAAUUCUAAGAUUGGAUUUAUUUAUAUAAUUAUUUAACCAGUUAUGGGGAAAACCUAACAUACCUCAAAGUUCACAGUGUCUUAACAAAUAGCUAAUGGUGAUGUUAAUACAUUUUUUACUUGCAAUUAUUGGUGGAUUAAAAAAAACUGUUUUC
Molecule: messenger RNA, 1410 nt
Organism: Gadus morhua (Atlantic cod)
Lineage: Eukaryota; Metazoa; Chordata; Actinopteri; Gadiformes; Gadidae
Gene: dhrs12
Product: dehydrogenase/reductase (SDR family) member 12
Exons: 10
Coding region: 156-1112 (318 amino acids)
Source: RefSeq, a predicted model, not a curated record